Molecule: messenger RNA, 3714 nt
Organism: Hippocampus comes (tiger tail seahorse)
Lineage: Eukaryota; Metazoa; Chordata; Actinopteri; Syngnathiformes; Syngnathidae
Gene: znf185
Product: zinc finger protein 185 with LIM domain
Exons: 40
Coding region: 225-2978 (917 amino acids)
Source: RefSeq, a predicted model, not a curated record
AGCUUGUUAGUGCUCACGCCCGUACCUGUAGCACAAGACACCUGUCACACACAAGAACCUACAAAGAUACGCACACACCCACUUUUCAACUGGCGCAUUUGAGCAGGACACUACACUGCUACGAGACCAUCUGGAUAAUAAAGUGAGACCAGUGCCUUUUUGGAUACUUUCUGUAUUAAGGUGGACUGAUAAGAACCGGUAAAGAAGUGAGAGAAAAUCAAAUCAUGUCAACUGAGGGGGAAAAAGCAACUGUGUUCCGUACCACGAAGGUCAGGACCAAGCUGAAGGGUGACUUAAGCUGGAUGAACCGCAACAAUGACGCUGAGGAUGAACCUGCAGAAGAGAAGCCAUGGAUGGCAGAAAUAAGGGCCAGACGCCAGAACGGAGCAACAUCUAGUCCGGUGUCUUCACCGACUUCUACUGCACCAAAAGCACGCACCAAGUCUGACAGUGAAAAAUCGCCAUCCUCGGGAUUUAUGAUCAGGGGUGUUUUCAACAAGCCCGUUUCAUCUUCUACGAGUACUUCCAAUGGCAUUAGUGGGACAUCGAAAGUCACCAAAACACAUUCGGACAGCUACAAGAAAAUCGCUCCCCACACGGUGAAGUCCUCUACUGAGGAGCUGGACAGCAAGAUUAGCAGUGAGGAGCAGUUGAAACGCACGGCAGCAGCCAGCAAAGUCCUGGACAAAUCUGCACCCAGACAACGGUCUUAUGUGCUCUCUGCCGCAAAGAAAUUUGAGGCUCAAGCAGCUGAAAAUUCAGAGACCAAAGAAUCACGCUCAUUUGUGGCAAAAAGGGUGGAGAUUGAAGAUGAUGCCUCCGUGAGCCCUGUUCUCCCCUCCCCAGUCAUCCCCAUCACAUCUGUCGCAUUUGUGCCAGAACCAGCCAAGACAGAAACCAUAGUCAGCUCGAGCGUCAAGACAACCGUCGUCACUGUUAAUGAGCCUCCAAAAGCGGAGGUGGCCCCCCCUGAACCUGUGAAAGAAGACCCCCCUCGAAUGUCUGCUGUGAACAAGGACCCGUUGGAGGACAUGAAACCGGACUGCACCAAGGUGGCCGCUCCCCUCCCCGAACUCAUCACCGAUUAUCUUCACGUUGUUUCCACCCAUUCAGAACACAAUGAUUCAGAAGCUCCCGACACUCAUCUCGUCACAAUCAAUGAAGAACCAGAGCUUUUGGAAAACUCAAGCUCGAGAGUUGAAACGCUUACCGCCAUGUAUGAAAACCUCAUUCCUAAUGACUCAAACUCCACCAGCUUGAGGGAUGAUGAGCCAGGGCUGGCAAAGGAAGAGGAAGGCUCUGCGGACGCUUGCUCAGAGGAAGGAAAGGAGCAGUAUCCAGAUCCAGUUCUCAGCAACCAUGAAGCAAGAACAGAGGAUCUCUUGAAUCUCACUUCUGGUCAAGAAGAACCUGAAGAGCCUGCUCCCCCCAGCCCCGUCCGUUGGAGUGAGGAUCUGCACACUGAAUUUGAAAGUCAAGAAGAACCUGAAGAGCCCGCUCCCCGCAGCUCUGUCCGUUGGAGUGAGGAUUUGCACACUGAAAUUGCACGUCCAGAAGAACCUGAGGCGCCCGAUCCCCCCAGCCCCGUCCAUAUGAGUGAGGAUCCGCACACUGACUUUGAAAGUCAAGUACAACUUGAAGAACCCGAUCCCCCCAGCCCUGUCCGUUGGAGUGAGGAUCUGCACACUGAAUUUAAAAGUCAAAAAGAACCCGAAGAGCCCGCUCCCCCCAGCUCUGUCCAUUGGAGUGAGGAUCUGCACACUGAAAUUGAAAGUCAAGAAGAACCCGAAGAGCCCGCUCCCCGCAGCUCCGUCCGUUGGAGUGAGGAGCUGCACACGGAAUUUAAAAGUCAAAAAGAACCUGAAGAGCCCGCUCCUUCCAGCUCCGUCCGUUGGAGUGAGGAACUGCACACUAAAUUUGAAAGUCAAGAAGAACCUGAAGAGCCGGCUCCUUCCAGCUCCAUCCGUUGGAGUGAGGAUCUGCACACUGAAUUUGAAAGCAACACAGAGACUGUCACUAUAACCUCCCAAACUGUCACCAUUACUGAGAACAGGGAGGAGCGUGACCUCUUGAGCUCACGUGUGACCACCACCGUGACUGAGUUGAGCUCGACUGAUCCAUUUGAUCCGUACCCGAUAGGGACCACAUCCCGAAACAGCUCCUCUGACCUGCUGCAGCCCCUCUCUGAUAUUUCCAUCAGCAGUUCGCCACAUACUUUCAUGGAGAGGAAAGACCCAGAGAUCAGUCUGAAGAGCCAAAUCCUGGAAUCGCUGGCAGAGGAAGUCAUCCCCAUCGACACCACCGCCACAAGCCUAAGCACUCACCGGUCGUGGGCGCGCACCUGGGAAACCACAACGCCUCUGCAGACCACAACAGAAGAGAGCCAAGAGACUCCAAGAGCAGGCCGACGGGAGGAACAACAGACUCUGGUUACGUUUGAAAGAAAGUCCAAAGAAAAUGACUCGCCGUGGGACAGGUGGACGUCCCCCUCUGUGCAUACUAUCCCUCACGCUACAGAGGAAGUGGAGGAGGAGAGCCUGGAGGACUCGCGGAUGCACACAGUCACAACCAUCACCACCAUCAGGGAGACCUACGGCGAACAGGAGGGGCUGUCGAUGGAUCGGACCGUGCUCGUGGAGGCCCCGCGAACCCCCACACCAGAACCCGACACCAAAAAGCCCUUCGUGUACGUGAAGGAGUAUGUCGACACGACAGAGAUGUCCUCCCAUAAUGCCACAGGCUCACUCAAUAGCUGGUCCUCUUCUUACUCCAGCUCUUUCUCCUCCCCCUGCACGUAUUGUGGACAGCUGGUGGGCAACGAUGCCAAGAUCACCAUAGAGCACCUUAACAUUAACUGCCACCCGCAUUGCUUCAAGUGUGCCUCGUGCUGGAAGCCGAUGGGAGACCUCAUCGACAACAUGUUCCUGCAUGGAGGCAAAGUCCACUGUGAAAGCUGCUAUUCUGCAGCCUUCGAUUGAUCGCAGCGGCUCGUCAUUUGCAUUUAAAGUGAGAAGCGGCCUUCUUCCGCCAAGUUUGGACUGCUUCAAUGCAAGAAAGAUGGAGGUUUGGGGUGAGCCGCGAGACUGUAACGAGCAAUAAAAAUAAUUACUUCCGAUUCUUUUCACGCAAGACAAGAUUUUCAUUGGCAAAACAUGUUUGUGCUCUUCCUCCUGCUGGUGAAGUUGUAACUAAAGGAUUCGUCUGUGCAUCAGAUACAAUUAAGCCCAAAUGUGUUUGUAUAGUGACCAAAUUUCAAGUUUUACAUUUUCAUUUGCUGAAAGGGUGUCUUGUCGCUGGAAAUGAGAGUGGCAGAAGACUCUUAAGACGUUAAGAGACAAUGCAUUUGCCAUUUUCAUUACUGUUUGCCCAAUUCCACUUCCUUCUCAGUAAAUGCAUCUCAAAUAUUUAAAUAAUUCCGAACAAUACGCAAGGAUUGUGCUCGAAGGUACAUUUUUAAUUUUAUUACAUUUUCUACUUGAAACUUGGUCAGAGGAUGUUUCAUUUGGGGCUUAACUGCAAAUCAUAUUCAAUAAGACUGCCACUAUGGGGUACAAUAUUUAUAUUUACUUUGCUUAAAUGUGACUUUCAAAAUACCAUUCUAAACCUGCAAUGAUUCAAAAAAAAUGUUCACUUGUGUGAUGCUUAUUCACAAAAUAAAACCUUUAUCCUGGUAUAAAAAUGUAACAAAUAUAGUGUGCUUGUUUGCGUGUUGUA